AUGCCGCAAGCCGCCACUCAAGAGGGAGAGGCGUCGGGGUCCGGACCAACCCGCGCGCUCCCACGCAGCCAGAGGUCCACGGCUGCAGCAAGGCCCACGGCGACGACCCGGUCGAUGGCCCUGGUACGUGCGCGGCAGUCCCCGGGCUCCCAGUCCCCACGGGAACCAACCGUGCGAUCCAAUACAAGGAAGAGAAAGAGGGAUCCGGCUGCCAACCGGAAAUCGAAGAAACGGAAGAGGACCGGGGAGGAGGAGGAGGUCUCAUCUGCAGACAGCUCUCCAGUUCGCCAGCCACAUAUCCCGGAUCGCAUGUACCGACUUCAUGAUCUGAGUACGUCCAAAGCCAUUCAGAAGGCACGAGAAGAUGUUUCGGCCAAAAGAGCUCGCCAUAUGGGAUUGGCUACUCUGAAUGUGCACAUGUGCAGAGCUUCCAUGUGUGUUCUUGAUGACCCAAAUCUGGUUCCUGUUCGUGAAUCUGCAAGGACGGCAGUGCUUAACGCUGGACGCUCUGUUCUCGGACUUUCAUCCUCUGUUGGUGGUAAGCCACUAGCACGAUGCUGUGGUUUCUGGGUUGAUUGGGAUGAGAAGAACAAAAUUGGCACUGCUUUGACAACUUCACGUCUCAUUUGUACCAAGUCUGCAUCUUUGGACAGUUGGUCAGGGCAAGAAGAGUAUGAUACUAAUGCCGAGGUCCUUGUUCACAUGCAGGGUGGCACCACUGAAAAGGCCACCCUGCAGUACUAUCAGAAGCACUAUGAUUUGGCCUUCUUCAGUGUUAGAAUGGAUAGGCCUGUUCAUAUACUAUCUUUCAAUGAUGGUGUGAUGCGUUCUGACCAUGUUUUUGAGCUUGGAAGAGAUGAAAGUUCGUUUCUAAGGAUAAGCCAUGGUGUGGUGAAAUUCUUGAAUCCGAACCUACUUGAACGGUAUCACUAUAUGCAUGUUCACAGUGCAGAUCCACGUCCCAGGUAUGGCAAAGGAGCGCCACUCAUUGACUUUGGCGGAAAAAUUGUGGGAAUGGUCAAUGGCAAUACAAGCGGAUAUUUUAUACCGUCUUCCAUUUUAGUGAAGUACUUGCAUUUGUGGAGAAAAUUCCAGCGCAUCCCUCGGCCCCAGCUUGGAAUGAAAUUUUGGUCGAUCAAGUUUGUAGACAUUGCUCUUGCUGAGAAUAUAUUGUGCAAGUGUAAUAUUGAUGAUGGCCUUAUUGUAAAAAGGGUGUCAUAUGGAUCUCCUGCUGAGAAACUUGGAAUACUGGUGGGUGACGUCAUUAGUUGUUUCAAUGGAGAACACAUCUCUACAACAGUUGAGUUAGAGAAUAUGAUGCUGAGCAAAUGUGAGGAUGAAAAUAAUAGCCUUAAUUCUGAACUGAAUGUCAAAUUUGAUGUGUUUCACAUACGCAAGUCUCGCUGGAGUGACAGAACAUUAACUGUAAAAGUGUCUGAUGACAGUGAAGUAGUUGCAACAGGAGGUAUGUAUCCUUUGGACACCAUGAUCAAUACCAUGUGA
Triticum turgidum subsp. durum (durum wheat) is the source of this 1503-nucleotide messenger RNA. NCBI's taxonomy places the organism in Eukaryota, Viridiplantae, Streptophyta, Magnoliopsida, Poales, Poaceae. The record is from the annotation of a GenBank genome assembly.